AGGUAGAUGAGACCAGUCAGUUGGAGCAUGCGACACGCAAGGGCGAAGGAAACCGUAACAGAAGACCACGACCAGGAUACACAUGAAAGAGGUUGCCAACGUCUCAUCAGACGGCAUUCUCCGGCAUGACCUGGACGCGGUGGACGCCAGCAUCCCCAACGGGACACACCACAUCACCACAGACACCACUGAGACUCCCAAAAAGGCUGUGAAGCCCCCCAUGCCCCCCACUUCCAAACCCAGCGAGGCCCCAGAGGAGUGUCAGACCACCCAGAGCCCUGACGAAGGUCUGCCGUCUGAAACGGAGCCCAGUCCCCAGAAGGUCCUGGAGACCCCCAUGCCGCCCUCCAAAGAGGUCGAGACGGCUGCUGCUUCUGCAGGGGACCAACUCUCUGAUGAGACUAGCACUGACAGAAGCCCAGAGAAAAAGGUCCUGAAGCCUCCUAUGCCGCCCUCCAAAGAGGCCAAGCCCACAGUGUCUGCCGAGGACCAACCACCUGGGGAGACCGCCCCUGAGAAAAAGGUCCUGAAGCCUCCCAUGCCGCCCUCCAAAGACACCAAGCCCGCUGCUCCAGCCGGAGACCAGCCCCCCAGGAACACCAGCCCCGAGGGCAGCCCAGAYCAGUGCUUCGAGUCUGGGGUCGAGUCAGCACCACCGCCCACCCCUCCCGGCAAACCCAUCGGCGGCUCCACAGACAACCUGGCCGAGGCCUCCCAYUCCAGCCAGGAACACAGGCCGCCCACCCCACCAUCCAAAGACAAGAAGCCCACUCAGACAGCCGUGCAGGAGGGUACAGAGGAGGCUAGUGGGAGGAGGAAGAAAAGUGAAGAGGAUGAGGCAGAGGAGAAGGAGGAAGAGGGUUCUGAAACGAUUGCAUCUGACGUUCAACAAAGCAGUAUCCCUGAGGGGGCUGAGGAUGAGGAGGAGUCUCCUUCCUCUCAGCUUACAACACCCAUGACCCCCCUAGAGGUCAAAGUUGAACCCUCUGUGACUGARCACCCAGAGGUCACCACCACCACCAUAGAAGAAGAGACGCAGAAAGUUGCCGAGCCCAUGGCUCAAGAACAAGAGUCUMCCCCUAGUGGUGGAGUGGAUAUAUCACCCAAUGAAGAACCUCAGACAAUGAAGUCUUCCCAACUCACAGUAACGCCAUCAGUUCAGACACCGGAGCCAAUCAAAAAGAGCCCUGGCCCUCCCGGACCUCCCAUAAAGAAGAAGCCCGUCYUCCUCCCUCCUCCCAAAGCAGUGGUGGUGGCUCAAGACGUCCACCUAAGCGAGCCUAAGAACCAAGCGACAGACAAAACCAAGAACAACAUCAUCACCACCACACCAGGAGAGAAACUCAACURUAUCACUUCACCAACACCAGCCGUGGUGACCACAACCAGCCCGACUGAAGAAACAGAGGACCUGAAAGUUCCUGUGGUCGUUGCGACUAAGUCUGAGUUCCCAGUCGUAGUUCUCUCUCUGAGUGACCCAGAGCCAGACAGCUCCUGCUCCAGCCCCGUGUCCUGCCACCUCUCCCCGGAAAAGAAGAGUGAGCGUGAGGAGGAAAAGUCAGUCGACAGCGGCCAACACUCGGACAUCGAUGRCGACGAAGAAUGGUCAGAGAGCAGGGACACUUUGGCGGCCUCCACCGCUGCRCUAAUGGGCAGCCAAGCUGGCCUGGACGCGCUGAUGGAUGAGAGUCAAGACGGAGACACGGAGACCCCCAACAGCUUGGGACUCAGCACUGUGGAGGACUGCCCUUCUACGACCCAGACCCCCCAGGACAAUCCCUCUGGCCUACACUCCACCUUCCUCCAGGUGAGGGUCAGUCAGGCCUCCCAUUGUCCCCCCAUCCCCUUCAAACCCUUAGCCAAGCUCAUGUCCACCUCUUUGGGGGAUCUCCUCUCUGAGGCCUCAUUGGGUGAAAACGUGAAACAGCCAAUCACAGACGUGGCCGUGACAAAGGCCACCGUGGMUCCUCAAGACUUAACAGAUCUUGAAAAUGAAGUGGCCCUGGAGCUGGAAAAUACAGGGGAGCUCCUGGGGAGCUUCGUCCCCAAAGGGAGCACCGAGGUUGGGCAGAACUCGGCCCUAGCGGGGGGCGAUGGCCUGGAGGACAGGUCGCCGGAGGAGCUGCUAGCCAGUGCCAUGGAGAAGCUGAGGAAAGCAGACCAGUUCCUCAGGCAGGCCAAGCGUAUGAAAGACUCAAAACAUUCUGAGAAUACRMCCAAGAGAAACAGCUGGUGAUUGUUAAAUAUGAAGGAGAAGAAGGGAAAAUGUAUUGAUUGAUGGUGAUGGAAAGUAGUAGCUUGGAAGGACGACAGGUGUUUUCUUAUUUUGGCUGAUUAUGCAGCAUAUUUAUGCAAGUGUUCUGCUGAGAUUUAGCUAAGUGCAAUUUUUUACACUUUCACUUUUCUCCUGCAAAUGCAGGUUGAUUGUACUUUUUGUACUUAAUUUUUUUUUUAAACAUUCCACAUUGAUCAUCAUCACUUUCCCAAGGAUAUUUACUUGAAUACUUACAACCCCGAUCAAACUUUUUAAUGAUACGUUUAAGGAUGUUACAAAAUGGCGUAAGUCUUAGGGGAUGUCAGAAGUGCCUGCAACUUUUUGUAAUCCACGUUUUGAAUGGAUACAGAUUGGUUUCCUCUGUAGUCCUCCUUGCCAAUCAAACCAUGAUGACAUUUGAAGUAAUCAUGUAUAAGGUGGGUUGUGUUUAUGUAGUUCAUGAAAAUAUCAUUGAAGUUAUUUGUCUUGAAUAACUACUUCCAAGUGUUAAAAGAAUAUUCAGGUAUUUUAUAAAAUGUCUGAGACAAGCUCUGCCAGUCCAAAUCUCAAUGGCAGGAUGUACAUCAAAUUUGACACCACACCUAUUUUACAAGCCUCCCUUCUGACCGCUAAGGGCCCCAUUUAUUCAACAUUUGCACUUUGCAUCAGGUAUCAAGAUUGCACAGUACGUUUACCAUCAGGUAUCAAUAUUGUGCAGUAAGUUUACCAUCAGGUAUCAAGAUUGAGCAGUACGUUUACCAUAGGGAAUUAGACAUAAAAGGUUCAAUGAAAUGGCAAGAAUAACGGUUCUGAAAGUGAAUCAUUUAUCAAGUAUAAAUGAAGACAGUUCGCUGUUCUAGCUUUGGUGUUUCAUCCAAUAAAAACAGUUGCAAACUUUUCACCCGGUCCAAAUGCAUAGCAAAUGUGCCCCUAACUCUGUUUUGGCAAAUAUCUAUGCAGGCUAGGUUUAUAUACCAUUUCACAAAAGGGUUCAGACUGCACAUUGCAAAACAGGAACUACACUCUUAGAAAAAAAUAUAGAACCUAAAAGGGUUCUAUGGCUGUCCCAAUAGGAGAACCCUUUGAAUAACCC
Molecule: messenger RNA, 3347 nt
Organism: Salvelinus sp. IW2-2015
Lineage: Eukaryota; Metazoa; Chordata; Actinopteri; Salmoniformes; Salmonidae
Gene: plekho2
Product: pleckstrin homology domain containing, family O member 2
Source: RefSeq, a predicted model, not a curated record